Messenger RNA from Chrysoperla carnea, 1753 nucleotides. Its product is annotated as synaptotagmin-5. Gene Ontology annotation, biological process: regulation of calcium ion-dependent exocytosis; regulation of dopamine secretion; cellular response to calcium ion. NCBI's taxonomy places the organism in Eukaryota, Metazoa, Arthropoda, Insecta, Neuroptera, Chrysopidae. The record is from RefSeq and is a predicted model, not a curated record. Gene Ontology annotation, molecular function: phosphatidylserine binding; calcium ion binding; clathrin binding. Bases 8 to 1753 code for a protein of 581 amino acids. The transcript is spliced from 6 exons. Gene Ontology annotation, cellular component: membrane.
UGAGAAUAUGUCGAAAACAAGUACAACGGCUACAACGAAUGCUGGUGGAACAACAAAUUCAAAUAGUUUAGGUCCAGCCGGAUGUUGGGUAACACAUAAACGUUUAGAAUCAUGGGCACGCGUUGCAAAAGAACGUGCUAUCAGUUAUACAUCACCAAUUAUUAUACGAAAUGGUGGAAGCUCACGCGAUACAGGCAGUACAAAUAGUUUGGCGGAGGAAUUAAAUAAUGAUAACAGCACAUCGAGUACCAGCAACAGUCCACAUCAUAGUACGAAUUCAACUUCAUCCUCAACGCACACAUCCUUUGCAAUGGAAUUAAUGCGUGGUGUAGUCUCAUCCACAUUAGAGCAGAAUAGUAUGUCAUCGAUGCCCACAUCAAGUGGGCCACCGUUACAACAUCAAUCGAAAUCGUAUCCAAGUGGUUGUCAGCCACGAUUAGUUCGUACACCAAGUGUAUCGUCACAGGGAAGUUUUGAUGGGAAUUUUUCUAGACAGAGUCAUCGUGGAUCAUCACCACAAAUUCGAACUUAUGGACCUGAUGGUCGAACACAAUCAACCGCCCAUGCAACAAAUUUUCAACCAAGUAGUCGUUCCCCGUCACCGCAUCGAACCGUCUCACUAGAUAUUCGUUGUACAUCACCCGGCUCAUCAAAUGGUGGCCCCGGCAGUGGUGGAGGUGGUGAUUUUCGUGGAUGUAUGUCACCAUCCCAAACGAGUUUAGUCUCUUUAACAGGAAGUCAAGGUUCGACACCACCACAAUCGUCAUCGUCACGUGGCUCCGUUGGACGAUGUUUAUCGCCGUUGUUAAUACCACAAAAACACUAUUCGAUGGAUUGUGGUCCAUUACCACCAGCGAGUCCUUUGGGUGCAUUACAACCAGAUUUAUAUAAUAAACGUGAUGGUCCGUUAUUUUUGAAUAAUCCAUCAAGGAGUGGACCAACAAUGGGACGGUUACAUUUACGUUUGAAAUAUGAUUUUGAUCGAAGUGACUUAGCAGUUCAUUUAAUUGAAGCUCACGAUUUAUCAACAAGUGAUCAAGGUGGUUUCAAUGAUCCAUACGUUCGUGUCUCGAUGUCACCAUGCGUUGAUAAUCGUAAACGUCAGACAACCAUUCAUCGUAACAAUCCGAAUCCAUUUUUUGAUCAACAAUUUAAAUUUCCUGUUUCGCAUGAAGAUUUACAAGAUAAAACAUUAAUCUUACAAGUAUUCGACGGUGAUCGAUUCUCGCGUAAUGAUGUCGCCGGGGAAGUGCGUAUGUCAAUGGAAGAUUUGGAUGUAACAUCAAGUAUUGAAGUAUGGGGGGAGGUAACCAAAACGAAAAAACCACCAGAAGAAAUGCAAGAAGUAUUGUUGUCAUUGAGCUAUUUACCAUCAGCGGAGCGAUUAACGGUUGUUGUUAUAAAGGCUAGGAAUUUAUUUAUACCAGAAGAUAAAGAAAGUGUGGAUCCAUUCGUAAAAGUAAAUCUUAUUGUGAAUGGUAAACGAGUCAAGAAAAAGAAAACUGCGUCAAGAAAAUUCACCAGCGAUCCAGUUUGGAAUGAAGCUAUGACCUUUAGCAUAUCUUCAUCAAACUUGAAUCAGGCAGCAAUUGAGAUUUGUGUUAUGGAUCAAAAUACAGAAUUUAUUGGCAGUAAUCCAUUAUUGGGCUGUUGUUUAAUCGGUUCACGAGAAGAAGGCCCUGAACGUGCUCAUUGGUUAGAUAUGAUACAAAGUCCAAGAAAAGCUGUAUCACAAUGGCAUAUACUACGGUAA